UGAGCAGAUGUUCCGCACAAGGACACGGAACGAACGGAAACAGCAAUUGCGGUAUGUUGGGGAGUUUCAGACAAGGGAGUGGGCGGGGUAGACGAGUUUCCGGAAGAAAAUCUCACAGCAUAGGAAGCAUGGGGAACAUAGGGAUUGGAGUCGAUGUCGGUGGUAUGAACGGAUUCGGAAUGGGGGUAGGGAUGAUCGGCGACAUGACGGUUGGAAGCGUGCAGCAGACAUCGUCAAUGCACGGCAAUCGCGAAAAUUAUUUCAAAACCGAAGAGCGUUUGCACAACCACGAGGGCCACCUACAGGCAUAA
Molecule: messenger RNA, 311 nt
Organism: Acaulospora morrowiae
Lineage: Eukaryota; Fungi; Glomeromycota; Glomeromycetes; Diversisporales; Acaulosporaceae
Source: the annotation of a GenBank genome assembly